UCAGGGCUAGAAGAAGCUGUCUACAGGAACAUCCAGGCAUGCAAAGAACUUGCUCAAACCACCCGUACAGCUUAUGGACCAAAUGGAAUGAACAAAAUGGUUAUCAAUCAUCUGGAGAAGCUUUUUGUUACAAAUGAUGCUGCUACUAUCUUGAGAGAGCUGGAGGUCCAGCAUCCUGCUGCAAAAAUGCUUGUGAUGGCUUCCCACAUGCAAGAGCAAGAAGUUGGAGAUGGAACAAACUUUGUCCUUGUUUUUGCUGGAGUUCUUCUGGAGUUAGCAGAAGACCUUCUGAGGAUGGGGUUAUCAGUGUCGGAGGUAAUUGAAGGAUAUGAAAAGGCUUGCAAGAAAGCCCUAGAAAUUCUUCCGGACUUGGUGUGCUGUUCUGCAAAGAACCUUCGUGAUGUCGAAGAAGUGGCAUCUUUGUUGCACACUUCAGUGAUGAGCAAACAAUAUGGCAAUGAACAAUUUUUGGCAAAGCUUAUUGCUCAGGCUUGUGUUUCUAUUCUUCCUGAUUCUGGUCAUUUCAACGUUGACAAUAUCAGAGUGUGCAAAAUUGUGGGUGCUGGUAUCUCUGCUUCCUCCGUACUGCAUGGCAUGGUUUUUAAAAAAGAAACUGAAGGAGAUGUUACUUCUGUCAAAGAUGCAAAAAUAGCUGUGUAUUCCUGCCCUUUUGAUGGUAUGAUAACUGAAACUAAGGGCACUGUACUUAUAAAGAAUGCUGAAGAACUGAUGAAUUUCAGUAAGGGAGAAGAAAAUCUAAUGGAUUUGCAAGUCAAAGCUAUUGCUGAUAGUGGUGCAAAUGUAGUAGUAACAGGUGGCAAAGUGGCAGACAUGGCACUUCAUUAUGCUAACAAAUACAGCCUUAUGAUAGUCAGGUUGAACUCAAAGUGGGAUCUGAGAAGACUGUGCAAAACUGUUGGUGCAACAGCCCUACCCAGAUUGACUCCCCCUACUCUAGAAGAAAUGGGUCACUGCGAUAGUGUUUAUUUAUCAGAGGUUGGGGAUACACAAGUUGUUGUGUUUAAGCAUGAAAAGGAAGAUGGUGCUAUUUCUACUAUACUCAUUCGUGGAUCUACAGAUAAUCUGAUGGAUGACAUAGAGAGAGCAGUGGAUGAUGGUGUAAAUACUUUCAAAACACUCACAAGGGAUAAACGUCUUGUUCCUGGAGGUGGUGCAACAGAGAUUGAAUUAGCCAAGCAGAUCACAUCUUAUGGAGAGACUUGUCCUGGGCUUGACCAGUAUGCCAUCAAGAAGUUUGCUGAGGCAUUUGAAGCAAUUCCUCGAGCACUGGCAGAAAACUCUGGAGUAAAGGCUAAUGAGGUCAUCUCCAAACUUUAUGCUGUGCAUCAGGAAGGGAACAAAAAUGUUGGAUUUGAUAUCGAGGCUGAAGCUGCUGCUGUGAAGGAUAUGUUGGAAGCUGGUGUUUUAGACACAUACCUUGGCAAAUUCUGGGGUAUCAAGCUAGCUACAAAUGCGGCAGUAACUGUCCUAAGGGUAGACCAGAUCAUUAUGGCAAAACCAGCUGGUGGCCCUAAACCUCCCUCUGGAAAGAAAGACUGGGAUGAAGACCAAAAUGAUUGAACAAUUAAUUCUUAAGUGAUGUGAUUAUGUGAGUUUUUUAAUAUUCCAGUUGGAGCUUGUCACAAUGGUUUGCUCUGUUGCCUUUAAGUUAUGAACUGUGUCCAAUGGAGUGCAGAACUUCAAAAACUUCAAUAAACAUACUCACUGUUAAAA
Molecule: messenger RNA, 1734 nt
Organism: Pterocles gutturalis (yellow-throated sandgrouse)
Lineage: Eukaryota; Metazoa; Chordata; Aves; Pterocliformes; Pteroclidae
Gene: CCT8
Product: chaperonin containing TCP1, subunit 8 (theta)
Exons: 14
Coding region: 88-1581 (497 amino acids)
Biological process (GO): protein folding
Cellular component (GO): chaperonin-containing T-complex
Molecular function (GO): ATP binding; ATP-dependent protein folding chaperone; ATP hydrolysis activity
Source: RefSeq, a predicted model, not a curated record